AUGGGUGCUGAGCACCAGUUUGUUACCGGUGCUUCCAAAAAGGUGAACUCUUUACCUGCUGAGAGGAUCCAGGAGAUUCAAAAAGCCAUCGAGCUCUUCUCUGUAGGUCAGGGACCUGCCAAAACCAUGGAGGAAGCCAGCAAGAGGAGCUACCAGUUCUGGGACACACAGCCAGUGCCCAAGUUAGGCUGCUCCAGGAAGCCCCCAGAGAAGCCUGGAGGUGCUGAUCUGUGGCCACCAGGAGAAGUGGUGAACACCCACGGCCCGGUGGAGCCAGACAAGGACAAUAUCCGCCAGGAGCCCUACACCCUGCCCCAGGGCUUCACCUGGGACGCCCUGGACCUGGGGGAUAGAGGUGUGCUGAAGGAGCUGUACACACUGCUCAACGAGAACUACGUGGAGGACGAUGACAACAUGUUCCGCUUCGAUUACUCGCCCGAGUUCCUGCUGUGGGCGCUGCGUCCUCCAGGCUGGCUGCCCCAGUGGCACUGUGGGGUCCGAGUGGUCUCCAGCAAGAAGCUGGUGGGAUUCAUCAGCGCGAUUCCAGCCACCAUCCACAUCUAUGACACAGAGAAGAAGAUGGUGGAGAUAAAUUUCCUGUGUGUCCACAAAAAGCUGCGCUCCAAACGGGUGGCUCCGGUUCUGAUCCGUGAGAUCACACGGAGGGUGCAUCUAGAGGGAAUCUUCCAGGCUGUUUACACUGCAGGAGUGGUGCUGCCAAAGCCUGUGGGGACUUGCAGGUAUUGGCACCGCUCCCUGAAUCCUCGGAAACUCAUCGAGGUCAAGUUUUCCCACCUGAGCAGGAACAUGACUAUGCAACGAACCACGAAGCUGUACCGGCUGCCUGAGACUCCCAAGACUCCCGGCCUGCGGCCCAUGGAGCACAAGGACAUCCCUGCUGUGCACAAGCUCUUGACUGAGUACCUGAAGCAGUUCCACCUGACACCCGUGAUGAGCAGAGAGGAGGUGGAGCACUGGUUCGUCCCUCAGGAGAACAUCAUCGACACCUUCGUGGUAGAGAGUGCCCCAGGAGAGGUGACAGACUUCCUGAGCUUUUACACCCUGCCCUCCACCAUCAUGAACCACCCAACUCACAAGAGCCUGAAAGCUGCUUAUUCCUUCUACAACGUCCACACCAAGACGCCUCUCAUCGACCUCAUGAGCGACGCGCUCAUCCUCGCCAAGUCGAAAGGAUUUGACGUCUUCAAUGCACUGGAUCUCAUGGAAAACAAAACCUUCCUGGAGAAGCUGAAGUUUGGGAUCGGGGAUGGGAACCUGCAGUAUUACCUGUACAAUUGGAAGUGUCCCAGCAUGGCACCAGAGAAGGUUGGAUUGGUGCUGCAGUAA
Molecule: messenger RNA, 1347 nt
Organism: Pyrgilauda ruficollis (rufous-necked snowfinch)
Lineage: Eukaryota; Metazoa; Chordata; Aves; Passeriformes; Passeridae
Gene: NMT1
Product: N-myristoyltransferase 1
Exons: 13
Coding region: 1-1347 (448 amino acids)
Biological process (GO): N-terminal peptidyl-glycine N-myristoylation
Cellular component (GO): cytoplasm
Molecular function (GO): glycylpeptide N-tetradecanoyltransferase activity
Source: RefSeq, a predicted model, not a curated record